AAAAAAAAAAAAUUCGCCCAUUCGUUUGACUUAACUUUUGUACAUUUCGCGUGAUCGACACUAUCGAUAUGAUACUACAACUUCAGAAGUUUAGCCGGAUGCAACGAUUUGUGUAGGAAAUAUGCUCCGUGUGUGUGUGUGUGUGUGUGCGUGUGUGUGUGUGUGUGUGUGUGUGUGUGUGUGUGUGUGUGUGUGUGUGUGUGUGUGUGUGUGUGCGCGCGCGCUGGAUGCUUAUCUUUGUGUAGGAAAUAAAUUAUGACCGACUAUGUGUAAGAAAUGUGACUACUACAACUUUUAUAGUUUUGUAGAUGUGACUUCGCCGCUUCAGACUCUUCCUUCCCUAAACUGUAAAGGCUACCACGGCUUCAAAAUUCUGGCAUCAGGCGGGAGAUGGGCGGUGAUUAACGCAUCCAUUAUCUCACAAAAUUACUGGGAGGGAGGAGAGUGGGGAGUGCGGACAGGUAGCCAGUUAAGACAAGUGUGCUGCCAUACACGCCCUCCCUCCCCUCAGUCCUCUCCUCGCUUGUGUCACGUCAUUACCUGACUGGGACGUGAAUAGUUUUGUGAGGAAAGCAGCAGUGAUAUAUAGUAUAGUGACCAAGUGAGUGAGAAGCAAAACGAUUAAUCUUCAAUAGGCCAUCGAUUUCUUAAGAGGGAGUAUAAACUGACCUCCUUACUUAUAUACUACUGCUACUGCUACUACUACUACUGCCGCACAUUUCCCUUCGUUAAACUGCCACUAAUAAGCAAAAUGGAGUUACACACUUAAUUGGCCGGAGCGCAGCAUCACCGUCUAGCUUUCCUCGUACUUUUUCCUUUCCUGUGGUGGGUAGGUGCGGUGUUUGCUUUCCCGGUUGAGUCACCCCAUCACCCAACGCAGGCAUGGAGGGAGAGGUCAGCCCCCUACACGCCAAAAAACAGAAUGGCCUCAUAAAUGGAGUCAUUGACAAUGAUUAUGGAGGGACAGACAACAGCAACACUACUGAACCUCUGGAGAGAACAUCAGAAACUGCAGAGAAUCUAGCAAAUGAGGCAAGGGACCAGUGGGACCGCCCUGUAGAAUUCAUCAUGGCUUGCAUGGCCACCUCCGUCGGGCUGGGCAACGUGUGGAGGUUCCCAACAGCCGCCUUUGAUAAUGGUGGCGGCGCCUUCCUCAUCCCUUACCUAAUUGUCCUAACCUUGAUUGGAAGGCCACUCUACUUCCUCGAGCUUGUGAUUGGUCAGUUCUCCUCGUCCGGCAGCAUUAGGGUGUGGGAGACGGUGCCUGCAAUGAAAGGCAUUGGGUACGGACAGAUGAUUGCAACUUGGUAUGUGGUAACGUACUACUCCUUCCUCAUGGGACUGACGGUUUUCUACCUGGGCAUGUCCUUCUCUGACAUCUUGCCGUGGUCAGUGUGCGACAAAGACUGGGCAGACGAGAACUGUGUUGAUUUUACCUCGCGCAGCUUGGGACGAAGCAACAACUCACAGUCAUCUGCAGAGCAGUACUUCUUCAACUAUGUCCUGCAGCUAAAGGAUGACAUCACAGACGGCAUUGGUCUUCCUGACUGGCGGCUGGUGUUGUGUCUACUCUUCUCCUGGCUGCUACUCUUCCUCACACAGGCCCAGGGUAUCAAGUCCUCAGGCAAGGUGGCAUACUUCACAGCACUGUUUCCCUAUGUACUGUUGGUGUCACUGAUGAUUCACGGCGCCCUCCUGCCCGGGGCUGUGGACGGGAUGCUCUACUUCAUCACCCCACAGUGGACGCGGCUCCUUGAUUCACAAGUGUGGUUCGCAGCGGUCACACAAGCUUUCUUCAGCCUCGGAAUUGGGUUUGGUACCCUCAUCCACCUGGCCUCCUACAACUCCUUCUCCCAAAAUGUAUACAGGGUUACAUGGAUCAUCAGCAUCAUAGACACCUUUACUUCACUGCUUGCUGGCGUUACUAUUUUUGCCAUCCUCGGAAACCUCGCUCAUGAGAUUGAUGUGGAGAUUGAAGAUGUGGUGAGAAGUGGGAGUGGUCUGGCCUUCAUCUCAUACCCUGAAGCCCUUGCCAGGUUUACCUUUGCCCCACAGCUGUUCUCAGUGCUCUUCUUCAUGAUGCUGCUCACCCUCUGUGUGGGCUCCAUCCAGGGCCUUUUAGGAUCUAUCAUCACCGUCAUUACGGACGAGUGCCCUGCCAGGUGGACACUUCUUGUCACCAUCGUUGUCUGUGUUGCCACAUUCCUUGCCAGCCUCUUCUACACCACACCAGGCGGUCUGUGGAUACUGAGUCUGAUGGAUUAUUUUGGAGGGAGCUUCAUCAUUUUUGUGCUUGCCAUCUUUGAGUCUGCGACCCUCAUCUACAUAUAUGGACUGAAGAAAAUAAUCCAAGAUGUCAAGUUCAUGCUCAACAUUGACCUGGGAUUCUACUGGAAAAUCACCUGGGGACUGUGCCCGGUGCUGCUGCUGGGCAUCUUCACCUACAGCAUGGUGUUCCUGGACCUGCCCACUGUUAGGGAUGAACUAUUCCCAGAUAUUGCUUAUGUUUGUGGGUUUUUCUUCGCCAGCCUUGGUAUGGCCAUGGUUCCUAUUGGUUUCUUUUACUCCCUGGCCCACACACAAGGGAAGACAGUGCGCGAGAAAUUCAAUAUCAUGUUAAGCCCUACUGACAAAUGGGGGCCCAAGCAAGAAGUUCACAAAAAGGAGUGGGAAAAGAUAAAAUAAAUGAAGAAAGAGGCGAUGGUGAUAUUAUGGGGAAAAAGAGUGAACAAGAGAAGCAGAACAGUCAAGAGAAAAGACCACAGAGGGAGACGCCAGAGCAGGAGAAAAACAAUGGGGAAAGAAAACAAAAAGAUGUAUAUAAUGAAGUGAAAUCAACGGAAAUAAAAGACAACAACAAGAGAACCAGAACAGAAGUCAAGAGAAAAGACCACAGAGGGAGAUGCCAGAGCAGGAGAGAGACAAUGGGCAGAGAAAAUAAAAAGAUGUAAUGAAGUGAAAUCAACGGAAAGAAAAGACUGAACAAGAAGAGAAACAGAACACAAGUCAAGAAAAAGACCACAAUGGGAGAUGCAGGACGAAAAACAGCAACAAAAAAAAAAAAAAAAAAAGCCAGUAUGGGAAAAGCUAAGUUAAAG
Messenger RNA from Eriocheir sinensis (Chinese mitten crab), 3098 nucleotides. Its product is annotated as sodium-dependent nutrient amino acid transporter 1-like. Gene Ontology annotation, molecular function: L-amino acid transmembrane transporter activity. Gene Ontology annotation, biological process: sodium ion transmembrane transport. Bases 883 to 2685 code for a protein of 600 amino acids. Gene Ontology annotation, cellular component: membrane. The record is from RefSeq and is a predicted model, not a curated record. Lineage: Eukaryota; Metazoa; Arthropoda; Malacostraca; Decapoda; Varunidae. The transcript has 14 exons.